Fusarium coffeatum is the source of this 1503-nucleotide messenger RNA. RefSeq lists its product as uncharacterized. The transcript is spliced from 3 exons. The record is from RefSeq and is a predicted model, not a curated record. Gene Ontology annotation, cellular component: plasma membrane. Gene Ontology annotation, biological process: cell division. Bases 1 to 1503 code for a protein of 500 amino acids. Lineage: Eukaryota; Fungi; Ascomycota; Sordariomycetes; Hypocreales; Nectriaceae.
AUGUCUAAUGAUCCCAAGCUUCUCUAUGCUGUAGAGGGCAUCAACGCUUACCAUAUCACCAAUGGCAAAGAGCAGUCCCUCACUCCUUCGGGGCCCCAGACCCUGUCGCUCCUAAUGGUCCCGACCUCCUCUGGCUUCGUUGAACCUUCAGGAACUGGCUCCGAUGGCGAGGAGGACUUCUACCUUCACCUGCAUCUCCCUCCUGAGCUCGACCUUCCUCUUCCUGCCACGACUCAGAUUUACCACCAGCCACCUACAAGCUAUCUGAUUCCCCGCUGGGAUCUUGGCCCCGACAGCGGUGCUUUUACCCGCAUCGAAUUCCCUCCUGCCAACUCUCGAGCUGGUGUUCAGGAAGACGUCGACACUUUUGAGACCAUUCUCGCCCAGUGCACCGCAUUCCUUGAACGCUCAGCUCCCCCUCAUCCACCUCGACCUUCCGAGAAGGCGCAGGCCAAGGCGCGAGAGGCCGCUGGAGAGCAGCUCCCCGCGUACAAUCCCGCUGACUAUACCCCUGGCGAAGGUUAUGCUCAGGGCAGCCAGAGUGCACAGAAUGGGGGCCGAAUCGUGCUUAUUGACGAGGAGGACGGCAGUGUCCUGGGAGAGCUGACAGAUAGCUACCAGGUGGUGGAAGACGAGAAGAUCAAGCCUGGUUCCAAAGACCCCGUCGAGAUCUCUCUUCCCGCCGAUGGCGGCCAGAAUAUCUCUGUACAGCCUGUUUCGCAGCCAUGGACUGAGAUGGAAAUGCACCCGUCUUACAAAAAGUCAACCCUUGUGAGCAGCGCAACCAAGGCGUCUCGACUCAUUGUCACAACCUCCGACGUUGUCUCCAGAACGCUUCAAGGCCAAGCCGAUAACUUUACCCAGAAAACAAAGCCUAACGCCAAGCCUGUCACGUUCGCCCCUACUACACAUGCACAUAUUCGCCGGAUCAAUACCUUCUCGACCAAGGCAGCUACCUUCUCUGCUAACACGGUCGGCACCAUUGGUAACAUCGCGCAGAACGUUGGUGCAACCGUCACUCGUCGUAAGGAUGGACGGGCUAGAGGUUAUGACAAGGACGGUCAGGCCAUUGAUACCUAUAAGCCGGGUGUGCUCAAUAAGAGCUUGAUGGCUUUCAACACUGUUGUCGAUGGUAUUGAACAAGCUGGUCGGAACCUGCUUACGGGCACAUCAUCCAGUGUGACAACUGUUGUUGGUCACCGCUGGGGUCCUGAAGCUGGUGAGGUGUCACGCAACCUUGGUGGCGGUGUCAAGAACGUUGGACUUGUCUACAUUGAUGUCACAGGUGUGUCCCGACGUGCAAUUCUCAAGAGUGUUGCAAAGGGCAUGGUUGUCGGAAAAGUUAAGGGCGGUGGCGAGAUCAUUGUUGGGGCUACAGACAACGGAGGUUACGAGACAAGACCAGACAAUGGUCAACGAGCGCAAAGCACAUAUGGUGACAAUGUCAGCAUUGCAAGUGGCCCUGAUCCUAAUGGAAAGAAGCCUGCCAAGGGACAGUACUGA